Cimex lectularius (bed bug) is the source of this 1234-nucleotide messenger RNA. RefSeq lists its product as uncharacterized. The transcript is spliced from 3 exons. Lineage: Eukaryota; Metazoa; Arthropoda; Insecta; Hemiptera; Cimicidae. The record is from RefSeq and is a predicted model, not a curated record. The coding region runs from base 574 to 1218 and encodes 214 amino acids.
AAUUAAUAUAACUCAUGUAGAGACGAUUUUGACACACUAUACGGCAUGGAGUUAAAUUAAUGAAUGGAAGCCUCUUUGUUAUCAAUAUUCCUCUCUCUUGCAAUUAACUCCCAUUUAAACAAUCAAUUAGCUUCAUUUUUCAAAUUUUCUGCAAAAUUGUUCACACAUUUGUAAUUUAGUCGAGAAAAAUAGUAAUCAUAUUAAUCUUGUCUUUGUUUCCAUGGUCCUUUAAAAUACAGCUGCAAUUUUAUCGGCACUUAUUUUACCAGCACUUACAACAAAACAAUAUCCACGGAAACAUGUGAUAGCUGAAAACGCAAGUUUUUAAAACGGCCCAAAAACAUGGAGAACAAAGUGUCCAUGCCUCGUUUUAAAAACUUGAAUUGUCAGCAAUCUUCACCUUUUAGAAAAGGCAGGGGUGAAAACAAAAAAGUCAGCGUAAGAUAAGGAGGGCUGUAGAUCUAUGCAUCAACCUAAGUGUGAAGAAGAUAGCUGCAAUCGAGUAGCCUACGUAAAGCAUUCAUAGAAUAUUCGCAUUGCUCAAUAUUCUGAAAGUUGAAAGAAAUAACAAAAAUGUUGCCCCAAAGUUCAAACGACAGCUUCGAAAUAGAACGAUUUUCUCAACAGGUCGCCGAAGGGAUGAAGGACUUGUCACCAGGUCAGAGGAUCUUGGCUGAGAAGGUGAUUUCUGAAAUAGUGUUCUACGGCCAACUCGGUCAACUCAACUCGGAAAUGAGCAAAGGUUUUCAAAACAUGAUCGAUAAGCCGCACGACGAAGCACAUGAAGCCAGCAAAACCGAGACCACAAACGAGAUCAAAGCACAAAGCAGUGCGUUGAGGCCGAAGAGAAAUGCCGCGUGUUCCAUCGCUCGACACGACGACCGACUACGACUUUGUUUAAUACCCUCGAUCCUUACUAUGUCAAAACCGAAAAUAUGCACUCACAAAUCAAGAUCGAGGAAUAAACACCAUGGCUCAAAACAAUGCAUUAAACUGAAAUUAUCCCACGGAGGAAAGCAGGUGUGCUACCCGACGAGAAGAUACAAGAAACAAUUUGAACGAAAAAACGUCCGUCCACUCAAAUCGAGACAAUACAGUUCUUCGAAUUUGACCAGCACUGCGUCGGAAACUAGUAGGACGAGCGUUUCCAAAAAAACUUCAACCUGUUCAUCUUUAGACAGCACAAAAUCGUUUUCAGACGUUGACAAACCCCAAUAAAGUAUUAAAAAACCAA